This is a messenger RNA of Zingiber officinale, 5979 nucleotides long. RefSeq lists its product as uncharacterized. Gene Ontology annotation, molecular function: protein binding; cysteine-type deubiquitinase activity. The transcript is spliced from 14 exons. The coding region runs from base 386 to 5320 and encodes 1644 amino acids. The record is from RefSeq and is a predicted model, not a curated record. Gene Ontology annotation, biological process: protein deubiquitination. Lineage: Eukaryota; Viridiplantae; Streptophyta; Magnoliopsida; Zingiberales; Zingiberaceae.
GAUAGAAGGCGAGGCGAGUCUCGUCUCUCCACCAACCUCUCUCUCUCUCUCUCUCUCUCUCUGCCCUUCCCUUCCCCAUCGCCCCAACAUUCCUUCUUCCCUUCUCUGCGUCGAUCAAUCGACAUCGAUCGCCGCUCCUCCGUCCUCGCUCUAUCUUCCCAAUCCGAUCUGUAUCAGACUCGAUUCACUCUCCGACUAACUUCACCAGUAUCACGGACGCCGAUCGAUCACUCGUCGCUGGUGGCGCCGCCGACGGCAUCGGAUGUUGGGUCGGCGGCGGCGGAGUCGGAGAUUUGGGCGGUUGUGCGGUGGAUGAGCUUCUGGAAUAAGAAGAUAGUAAUCCCUUCACGUCUCGUCGUUCCUUCCUGCUCCUUUUGGUUUUGUCAUGGGCAACAAGAAGCGAAACCCUAGCCAGCGCCCUACCCGCCAUCCUCCAGAUUCUUCGGUCGCUGUGGUGGCUGAUGUUUCUCUGGCUUUGUCCUCUCCUGUCUCUGAUGACGGGCCACGGAGCGUCGAUGCAGCUGAGUCCGCUGUCGUUAAGGUGGAGUGCGAGCGGGCGCUUACUACCCUCCACCGCGGGAACCAUACUAAAGCCUUAAGGCUGAUGAAGGAGGCUGCGGCGCGGCACGAGGGUUCUGCGCUGCUGCACCGAGUGCACGGGACUGUGGCAGCGAAGUUUGCGGCUCUGCUUGAUGACCCCGGUGCGAAACUGCGGUACCUCCGUGCCGCCAUCGACUCUGCUCGCCGCGCUGUCACGCUGUCGCCAACCUCAAUUGAGUUCGCGCACUUCUAUGCUAGUCUUCUGUUUGAUGCUGCUACGGAUGGAUGCGGGUACGAGGAGGUUGUCCAGGAGUGCGAGCGCGCCCUUAGCAUUGCUGACCCGGUUGAUCCUGCUAAGGAGAGCCUUCAGGAUGAGAGCCAGCAGAAGCUGCCUACGCCUGAGGCUCGGGUCGCUCACAUCCGGCAGGAGCUACGGGCUCUAAUUCAGAAGUCCAACAUUGCCUCUAUCUCGUCUUGGAUGAAGAAUCUUGGGAACGGGGCUUCUGGGGAGGAGAGGUUCCGGUUGAUCCCUAUGCGCCAUAUCUCUGAGGACCCCAUGGAAGUUCGGUUGGUGCAGACAGCCCGCCGCCCCAAUGAAAUUAAGAAGGCCACCAAAACUCCAGAAGAGCGGCGUAAGGAAAUUGAGGUCCGUGUUGCUGCUGCUCGCAUUAUCCAACAGAAGUCCAGCAACUCUCCAGUGUCCUCCCAGGAGGAGGAUGGCCGCCCUGGGUCAGAUUUUUCCACCUCCUCAUCCAGUGCUCACCGGUUGGCAGAGCGCCGGAAAUUGAACUCCAAAAAGGUCAUUUCCUCUGAUGAUCGCAUGGAUCUUGUCCGAGCAUAUUGGAACUCGAUGAGUUUUGAGAGGCAGUUGGAUUUCCUAGUCGUAAACAUCCCAGACCUCAAGAUGCAUUUUGCCUCAUCGCCCAAGGACAACCUUGGAGUGGACAUCCUGAAUGAAGCACUGGCAUUUGUGGAGUCCAGUGGUAUGUGGAAGUUCUGGGCUUGUUGCCGUUGUGAUGAGAAGUUCACUGACUGCCAUGCCCACAUCCAACACACUGCUCUGGAGCAUAUAAGUAGCCUCUCAACCAAGUUGCAGUCUGUAAUGCCGCAGGAAGUUGAUGGAGAAUGGAUUGAGAUGCUUCUUAAUGGGAAUUGGAAACCCAUUGAUGCUGAUCUUGCUGUGAAGAUGCUCAAGGAAGAACAAUCGAAGCAACAAUCAUUAAUCAAGGAUGCAGACUCCGAUAGUGGCUGCAAGGACAAAGAGUGUUCACCAGAGUAUUGGACUGCUAAAGAGAACUCUGAUUCUUCCUCUUCACCCCAGCAUGGGGAGAUUGCAGAGCAAGAUAUUCCUAAUGACUUUUCUUCAGAAGGGAACUUCAGUGAGAUGAAUGAUCUUAUUGAUGUCUCUCGCAGAUGGCCAUUGUCGCAUGAUACCGAAAGGACCAAGCUUCUGGGAAGAAUUCAAGUCAUGUUUCAGACACUCGUGAAACACAAGAGCCUGUCAGUAAGUCAUAUGAAUAAGGUGAUACAAUAUGCUGUUGAAGAGAUCCAAGCAUUUCAGUCUGGAUCAUUAUUGCUUAACCAUGCACUUGAUCAGUCGCCUGUUUGUAUCUUCUUCUUGGAUGCUUUGCACCUUGAGAAAAUACUGAAGUUCUUGAAGGAGCUUUCACAGUCCUGUGGGUCAGGAAGAUACACUGAUAAGGACACUACUGCCAGUGAUGCUGAUAGCAAUGAGCAGGGUACUGAAGUCCCAGAUGAUGUCAGUCUGAGCUUUAACUCCUGUACUCUUUCUUUGGAUGGGUGUUUUUUCAGAAAGAAGCCGGAUAUCCAUCUUGAGAAUUCUGGCAUUGACGAGGCCGUCAACAGGAUACCUGAUUCAAAUAUUUUUUUGCCAUGGCUAUUUGCUGGUCCUUCCAUCUCUGAACAACUCUCAUCAUGGACUCACAUGCGUGAAGAGAAAGCUUGUCAAGGCUUGGAAAUCCUUCAGAUGCUCGAGAAAGAAUUCUAUCCCUUGCAAAGUCUGUGUGAACGGAAAUGUGAACAUUUGAGUUAUGAGGAGGCUUUGCAGGCUGUUGAAAACCUUUGUUUUGAAGAACUGAAAAGAAGGGAGCAAGGAGUGAAGUUGGCAUCUCAAAGCUAUGAGGCUAUUUUGAGGAAGCGACAAAAAGAACUCAUGGAGCGGGAGAAUGAUGAAAUGCUGGAUGGCUGCAGAUUCGAAUUGGAAGUUAUUUCUAAUGUUCUGAAGGAGGCACAAGUCUUGAAUGUAUCACAAUUCGGGUAUGAUGAGGCUUUAUGUAGUGCCGGUUCUCGUAUGUGUGAUUUGAAUUGUGAUGAAGGUGAUGAUUGGAGGGUGCAUGAUUACUUGCAGCAAACAGAUACUUGUAUAGGAAUAGCAAUUCAGAGGCAGAAGGAACAACUUUCUGUAGAGCUUAACAAGAUUGAUGCAAGGAUCAUGCACAAUGUGAGUGGCAUGCAGCGAUUAGAAGUGAAGCUUGGACCCGCUUCAGCCAUGGAUUAUCGUACUGUCAUUUUGCCACUUGUAAAAUCUUUUAUUCGGUUUCAUUUGGAGGAUUUGGUAGACAGAGAUGCUAGAGAAAAGUCUGAUGCUGCAAGAGAAGCCUUCCUAGCAGAGCUUGCACAGGAUGCUAAGAAGAAUGCAAACAAAGGAAAUGAUACCAAGCAUGCACAUGAGAAAUCAAAGGAGAAGAAGAAGAAUAAAGAUUACAGGAAAAGUAAAGAUCAAAAGAGUGUGGGUUAUAUUGAUCAAUCCUCAGAUCAUCAGCAUACUACUGAACAAUCUGAGUCUGUUGUAUAUGGUGUUACCUUGGAGCAUGAUGUUGUUGUAUCAAGUGGUGAUUACCUGACACAGAAAGAAGAGGAGUCUAAACUUAGAGUGGAACUUGAGGCUGAAGAAAGGAAACUUGAGGAGACAUUGGAGUAUCAAAGGAGGAUUGAAGAUGAGACAAAGCAGAAACACUUUGCAGAACAAUCUAAAAUCAAUGCUGUGGCUUAUCUGAACAAUCAGACUGAUGGAGCCUUUGUUGUUAAUUCAGUGGCUAAUUUGAAUUAUGACUCUAGGUUGCAAAAUAAAACCGUACCCACUUUUGUAGAAGGUGCAGAAUUUGGUGAAUUCCAUUUUUUUGAAGCCAACAUGCACUAUGACAACCCUAACAUGAGAUUCAAACAAAGAAAUAAGUCUGGCACAACAGACCAGAUUGAUGUUGGACAGCAGCGCAGUAUUAACGACAACAGUGAGAAAUAUAAUGAAAAUUGUAUUGACAGAAUGCAAGCUUUUGAUGACUAUAAGGAUUUCCCUUUAAAAGUGGGUUUGCAAGUUAAUGGAGUAGAGAAAUCUGUAACCAAUAGGACAUUUUCCAAUAGUAAUAGCUUUCAAAAGAUUAAGAAGACAAGUAGCCAAUCUCAUACAAAACACAAGCAAGGAAGUGCAGGAACUUUGUAUGAUGGUUUUCUUCCUUUGGAGCAAUCAAAAGCUAAGCAGGUUUCCAAGCAUAAUAUUACAAGAGAGUUGCCUGAAGGGAAUGAAAGAGCUUUUCCAUUUUCUAAAGAAAAUCGUUUGCUUGCUCGAUGUCAAAAUGAAUUAUACACUCAAGAUAAUGCUGCAGGACAAAAUGAAGUGAGGUCAGCAGGACAAUUUCAGGAUGUGGAUGAACAAAGGUUCCAAGAAGAACUUAAGCAAGCUGUGCGCGAAAGCUUGGAAGGCAAUGACUAUGUUGUGUCAGCUACUGAAACAGGGAGCAUUUCAAGCCAGAAAGAAGUCCUUGGCACUGGUCUCAGGAAUGCAGUUGGUGAAUACAAUUGUUUCUUGAAUGUGAUUAUCCAGUCAUUAUGGCAUUUAAGGCGUUUCAGAGAUGAGUUCCUCAAAAAGUCAUCAGUGCACGGGCAUGUUGGAGAUCCAUGUGUUGUCUGUGCGCUUUAUGAUAUAUUUACAGAUUUGAGAAAUGCUUCUGAAGGUGGACUAAGCGAUGCUGUUGCACCUACUUCUUUGAGAAUUGCUUUGAGCAACUUAUAUCCUGAUAGUAAAUUCUUUCAAGAGGGACAGAUGAAUGAUGCAUCUGAGGUUUUGUCAGUAAUUUUUGAUUGUUUGCAUAAGUCAUUUAAGGUUCAUUCUGGGGAUAAUGAUGCUGGGCUGCAAAAAAAUAAUUCAGAGGGAUCAUGGGAUUGCACAAACAGUUCGUGUAUUGCACACACACUCUUUGGAAUGAAUAUAGAUGAACAGAUGAAUUGUUACAACUGCCAUUCCCAGACUAGACACCUAAAGUACACUUCGUUUUUUCAGAAUAUCAAUGCAAAUUCAUUACGAACAGCAAAGAUUAUGUGUCCAGAAAGUUCUUUGGAUGAUCUUUUGAAGACUGUGGAAAUGAAUCACCGAUUAUCAUGUGAUGUUGAAGCUGGUGGUUGUGGAAAACAAAAUUACGUGAAUCAUAUAUUGUCUCAUCCGCCACAUGUUUUCACAGCUGUUUUAGGAUGGCAGAGUACAACUGAAAGUGCAGAUGAUAUAUCUGCAACUUUGGCAGCAAUUACCACUGAUGUUGAUAUUGGGGUUCUCUACUGCGGCAUAGAUAAAGGAAGUGAACAUUCUCUGAUUUCAAUGGUUUGUUACUAUGGGCAACACUAUCACUGCUUUGCAUAUGAACAUGAUCAAUGGGUCAUGUAUGAUGACCAAACUGUAAAGGUGAUUGGCGGUUGGGAAGAUGUUAUUACCACAUGUAAAAGGGGGCAUCUGCAGCCACAAGUUCUGUUCUUCGAGACUGUGAAUUAAUAAUUCUUCACUGAUAAGCAAUUGCGAUAAUUCUAGAUGUGGAAGUAAUGUUCUCAGGGCCAUUUAUGCGAGAAUAUCUUCAAAGGUUGUAAAGGAUAAACCAGAAUGUCAGAAUACCUGGAUGCCUACUGUUUUGUAAAGGUCAAUUCUUUGUGAGUAUGCUUUAGCAAUGACUCGGAAAUGCUGAUGCAUUUCGAGUUCAGGUUCCCAUAAUCCCCAUCUUCAGUGCCACAAAAAUAUCAAGGAUCCAGUCUCACUGAAAAGAAAAAGGUGAUCCUUGUAUCUAUUCUUUAUAGAUUAGUUCCUUUUCUGCAGAAACAGCUGCAUUUUCUUGAUUCAAUAAGGCGGCAAUGAUCAAGGGGAUAUGUGUGCCUCUCACCAUUUUGGAGUCAUCAAUUGUGCUCGCUGUUUGCAUCCAUUUUUGAUACAACUUAUACAGUUGGAAGAUAAUGGACCUCCACCUGAAUGGAGCAACAAUUGUUCAGGUUUUUGCUCAACAGAUGUGAAGUUGUCAGUUUGAGUCAGAUAAUUAUAAGAAAUGUAGAAUGGGAAAGAGUGGCAUCAAGAAAUGUGAUGAUUCAUCUUUUUCUUUCACUGAAAUGUUUUGUGGAAACAAAUAUAUUUUGACACUCUAAAUGAGUUACAAUAGUUGAUGAUCA